Molecule: messenger RNA, 989 nt
Organism: Salvelinus fontinalis (brook trout)
Lineage: Eukaryota; Metazoa; Chordata; Actinopteri; Salmoniformes; Salmonidae
Gene: plcxd2
Product: phosphatidylinositol-specific phospholipase C, X domain containing 2
Exons: 7
Coding region: 1-972 (323 amino acids)
Biological process (GO): lipid metabolic process
Molecular function (GO): phosphoric diester hydrolase activity
Source: RefSeq, a predicted model, not a curated record
AUGAAGACGCGGCCCACGGGUAUCGGUGCCUCGAACGCCAACUGGAUGAGCUCACUCUCCCCCAAGCUCACAGCUAUGCCCCUGAAGCACCUUGCAGUGCCCGGGUCCCAUGACUCGUUUAGUUUCUGGGUAGAUGUGAAGGCCCCGGUGGGCCCUGACCAGAAGGCCAUUGUCAAAUACCUGGCCACAGCCUUCCGUUUCGUUUCAAAGAAAGUCAUGAAGAAGUGGUCCAUGACACAGAACCUGACGUUUAAGGAGCAGCUGGACGCAGGGAUUCGUUACUUUGACCUGCGUGUGUCAUCCAAACCUGGAGAGUCUGGUACUGAGAUCUACUUCAUCCAUGGCCUGUUUGGACACAAGGUGUGUGACGGUCUGUCGGACAUUAACUCUUUCCUGGACGCCCAUAAUAAGGAGAUGGUGUUCCUGGACUUUAACCAUCACUACGCCAUGGGGAUGGAGCAUCACACCUACCUCAUCAACAUGCUCCAGGAAGUGUUCGGACCUAAACUGUGCAAGAUCGGCGUUGUCGAGGAGAUCACCCUGGACUACCUCUGGGAGAACAAGUACCAGGUCAUAGUAUUCUACCACCACCCGUCUGCUGAGAACUGUCCAUUGAUAUGGCCGGGCAACAAGUGUCCAGCUCCUUGGGCUAACACUACAGACACCACCAAACUCUUUCAGUUCCUGGAGACAACUCUAGGUGAGAGGGCUAAGAUGGGGUCCUUCCACGUGACUCAGGCCAUCCUCACCCCCAGAGUCAAGACCAUUGUCAAGGGCCUGGUCAAGGGGCUACGCAACUAUCUAGUCGAGAGGAACCUUCCCAUCAUAUUAACGUGGGUCGAGACCCAGAAACCCGGUGUUGACGGGAUAAACAUCAUCACCUCUGACUUUGUGGAACUGACUGACUUCGCCAACACAGUCAUCAACCUCAACAACCUCCUGCUCAACGAACAGGACCGCAAGAAAACCUGACCAACGCCACCAUAGAG